This is a messenger RNA of Heteronotia binoei (common prickly gecko), 1659 nucleotides long. It is a transcript of the gene COPS3, whose product is annotated as COP9 signalosome subunit 3. Gene Ontology annotation, cellular component: COP9 signalosome. The coding region runs from base 84 to 1355 and encodes 423 amino acids. The record is from RefSeq and is a predicted model, not a curated record. Gene Ontology annotation, biological process: ubiquitin-dependent protein catabolic process. Lineage: Eukaryota; Metazoa; Chordata; Lepidosauria; Squamata; Gekkonidae. The transcript is spliced from 12 exons.
GAGUGGGCGGGCGGAAGGCGGUUCCUUCUUCCCGCCGUCCCCGGCGCGGGCCCCGCUCGCUCGCUCCCUCCAGAGCCGCCAAGAUGGCGUCCGCCCUGGAGCAGUUCGUGAACAGCGUCCGGCAGCUCUCGGCCCAAGGGCAAAUGACUCAGCUUUGCGAACUGAUCAACAAAAGCGGGGAGCUGCUCGCGAAAAACCUCUCUCAUCUGGACACUGUGCUGGGCGCCCUCGAUGUCCAAGAACACUCGCUAGGAGUUCUCGCUGUUCUGUUUGUGAAGUUUUCCAUGCCCAGUGUCCCCGACUUCGAGACGUUAUUCUCGCAGGUCCAGCUUUUCAUCAGCACGUGUAAUGGGGAGCACAUUCGAUACGCGACAGACACUUUCGCUGGUCUUUGUCACCAAUUGACAAACGCUCUGGUGGAAAGGAAGCAGCCCCUCCGAGGGAUCGGCAUUCUCAGGCAAGCCAUAGACAAGAUGCAGAUGAACACCAACCAGCUGACCUCAAUACAUGCGGAUCUAUGCCAGCUCUGUUUAUUAGCCAAAUGCUUUAAACCUGCCCUCCCAUAUCUAGAUGUGGACAUGAUGGAUAUUUGUAAGGAGAAUGGGGCAUACGAUGCAAAGCAUUUCCUGUGCUACUACUACUACGGCGGCAUGAUAUACACUGGCCUCAAGAACUUUGAAAGAGCGCUCUACUUCUACGAGCAGGCUAUAACGACUCCCGCCAUGGCCGUGAGUCACAUUAUGUUGGAAUCCUAUAAAAAAUACAUCCUCGUUUCCUUGAUACUCCUUGGCAAGGUGCAGCAGCUGCCGAAAUACACCUCCCAGGUCGUGGGGAGGUUCAUUAAGCCGCUUAGCAACGCUUACCACGAAUUAGCGCAAGUGUAUGCCACCAACAAGCCCUUGGAGCUGCGGGCUCUGGUGAACAAGCACAGCGAGACGUUUGCCCGGGAUAACAACAUGGGCCUGGUGAAGCAGUGCCUCUCCUCGCUCUAUAAAAAGAAUAUUCAGAGGUUAACGAAGACCUUUUUAACGCUCUCACUACAAGACAUGGCAAGUCGAGUGCAGCUCUCCGGGCCCCAGGAGGCUGAAAAGUACGUCCUUCACAUGAUAGAAGACGGCGAAAUCUUUGCUAGUAUUAACCAGAAAGAUGGAAUGGUCUGUUUCCACGAUAAUCCGGAGAAAUAUAACAACCCUGCGAUGCUUCACAACAUUGACCAGGAGAUGCUGAAAUGUAUAGAACUCGAUGAGAGACUGAAAGCCAUGGAUCAGGAGAUCACCGUGAACCCUCAGUUUGUCCAGAAGAGCAUGGGAUCCCAAGAAGACGAAUCAGGAAGCAAACCAUCCAGUUAUUCUUGAAAAAUCACAUUUUUGUGUUCUGUUUUGCUUGCUUGCGGCUCCAUUGCAGGGGUGGGGGUGGGGAGAGAGAAAAAGAUGUAAAGAAAACCACCGUUAGGAUGCAAGUGUUUUAAAAGCCUCACACGGCAAGAAUUGACUGUUUCACCGGAACAUUCAAAGCAAAACGUCGACAACAUCUCAGUACUGUACGAUUUCCCGAUUCUCUGCAAAGAAAGGAAAAGAAAAGCAAAGCAAACCUUCUGUUGUGGAUCGAUCUUGAGAGUAACAUCGUUUCAUGCAUUAAAUAAUUUCACUUUUUGUUCUA